AUGCUGGCUUCGCGCGUGGCGCGGGGCUCGUGGGGCGCCCUGCGCGGGGCCACAUGGGCGCGACCGGGCAAGGGGCGCUCCCUCGGGGCCCUGCUGCCGCCCGCACCCAUCUGCCUGGGCCGCCUGGCGGGGCGCUGGUGGCUGCGCCCGGCCGCGCUCGGCCUGAGGCCGCCCGGAGCGGGCCCGCGGGGACACUGCUCGGGCGUCGGGAAGGCGGCCCCCGCGCCCCGGGCCGGAGAGGGCGCCGCCGCCGAGGCCCCGGGCGGCCCGUGGGGCCCGGAGAGCGCCGCCAACCUGUAUGAAAACCCAUGGACAAUACCAAAUAUGUUGUCAAUGACGAGAAUUGGCUUGGCUCCAGUUUUGGGCUAUUUGAUCAUUGAAGAAGAUUUUAAUGUGGCGCUAGGAGUUUUUGCUUUAGCCGGGCUAACUGAUUUGUUGGAUGGAUUUAUUGCUCGAAACUGGGCCAGUCAAAAAUCAGCUUUGGGAAGUGCUCUUGAUCCACUUGCUGAUAAAAUACUUAUCAGUAUCUUAUAUGUUAGCUUGACCUAUGCAGAUCUUAUUCCAGUUCCACUUACUUAUAUGAUAAUUUCAAGAGAUAUAAUGUUGAUUGUUGCUGUUUUUUAUGUCAGAUAUCGAACUCUUCCAGAACCGCGAACACUUUCUAAGUAUUUCAAUCCUUGCUAUGCUACUGCUAGGUUAAAACCAACCUUCAUCAGCAAGGUAAACACAGCAGUCCAGUUAAUCUUGGUAGCAGCUUCUUUGGGAGCUCCGGUUUUCAAUUAUGCUCACGGCUUUUAUCUUCCAGUACUGUGGUGCUUUACAGCUUUCACCACGGUUGCAUCAGCUUACAGUUAUUAUCAUUACGGUCGGAAAACUGUUCAGGUGAUAAAUGGCAGAUGA
Messenger RNA from Pipistrellus nathusii (Nathusius's pipistrelle), 900 nucleotides. The record is from the annotation of a GenBank genome assembly. NCBI's taxonomy places the organism in Eukaryota, Metazoa, Chordata, Mammalia, Chiroptera, Vespertilionidae.